Cuscuta campestris is the source of this 3244-nucleotide messenger RNA. The record is from the annotation of a GenBank genome assembly. NCBI's taxonomy places the organism in Eukaryota, Viridiplantae, Streptophyta, Magnoliopsida, Solanales, Convolvulaceae.
CGAAUCCCUACUUCUGAAAUCGUGAAAUUUGGCUAAUUGCCGCAGGGUUUCGUCCCCAAUUUCCUGCAGGUGUCGCAUAAGCAGUGCCCUGUGAUUAAGGUGCUGGAAGCAAACAUGAUAUAUCUGCCAUUCGAGGAUCAAUGUUUUGAUGUAAUAGUAGAUAAAGGAACAAUGAUUAGAUUCUCUAUUCAAAUUUGCAUAAGUAUUCUCAAAUCCUUUUCACCCGUAAAGUGAUUAAGGUGCUGGAAGCAAACAUGCAACAUCUGCCAUUCGAGGAUCAAUGUUUUGAUGUAAUAGUAGAUAAGAGAACAAUGGUUAGACUUCAUUAUUUCUUACAACCUAUUUUUCUAUUUCAGAUUCUUUUUCAUUCAAUCAUUCAACUCUUGAAGUAGAUAAUAUUAUUUUUUAGAAAAGUAGAGAUCAAUAAAUUUGAUGGCGUUCCUGUUUGAAAUGGGUAUUCAAGUAAUCAUAAGUUUAGUGGAAAGAAAAAUGAAAAAUUAACCAAGUCAAAGAAUACAGAAAAUCAUACAUUCUCAACCUAUUAAGCACGUAGAGUUAUCGCCCCACUGGGUUCGAACCUGUGACCUCCCACAUUGGGGAGCCACCAUGAUGCCGCUUGACCACAAGGUCUUUGGCGUAAGCUUAGGAUAUUAAUUUUAUUACAAAUCGCAUACUGGCAAUUGCUAUUAGGCUAACUAGAUAUUCACCCUAACCCAUUUUUGAGCUGCUGGUUUUAAUUUUGAGAGUAAGCUUAGAUUUAGGCUACUUAUGCCUUCAUUAUUUAACGCCACUUUUGUUUAUCUAUCCUUUUCACUAUCAUGUCAUUUAUUAUGUAUCCAAUUCAAGUUCAUUGUAUUCAUUAAUGAUUAGUAGAUAUACUACAUAUCCUUUGUCCAAGUAUUGGUUUAGUUCUUAUUGGUAGUUGUUAAUUAAUGAUUUUUUUCUUAGGAUUUUUUAAUCAUAGGUUUGGUGGUUCAGUUUUGGGGGGUUUCGCACGGUUUGCAGUGUUUGUUGGCAGCUACAAUAAUUGACUGUCUGCUUCUCUUACAGCUUCAGCUGUCUUUGACGGCAUUUUAGUGUGUCUUCAAUCUUGAUAUUAUGCUCUAUUCAGAUUUGCAGAAGUAUUCUCAAAUCUUUUUCCUCGGUAAAGGUGCUCCAUUUCUGUCAGUUUUAUUUUUACUCUAUGUUGUGUUAGUUGUAACAUUAUUUUUGCUUUGCUUCUUUGCUCUCAUAGGUGUUAAUAACCAUGUUUAUGACUGUCCUAGCUUCCUCUUUCCUUUUCAUCUUUUCUCUGCUUUAAAAAUCCCAUCUGUGACUGGAACAAUCUAUCAUUGAAGAAUUUCACUACCGAUACAGGAAGUAGUAUUCAAAUUUUUAUUAAGUUUUGAGAAACUUAUGUAUAUUCUUCUUAAUACUAUAAUUGAGUCUUAUGUUCAGUUCUACCUUGAUGUCAUGGAAAUGGGAAAAUGAUUUGGCUCUCCUUUUUUUAUUAUAAAAUGUAUAAGCCCUGCAUUUUUUUCUAUCUCCUCUUCUUAGAACUCCAUUUUAUAUCGUUUAUUUAUAGGUUUUGGUCAUAGCACUUUUAUUAAGGGUAAUCAUGAAAAGAUGCUUUUCCAUACUUCACGCGAAUCGUGAAAGUUUUGCCUUGGUCUUUGUAUGUUGUGUGAUAUUAGAUCAUUUAUUAUGUACUUGUCGUACUAAAUAAAUCAUUCACAUGUUCAGCUCCCUCUGUCCAUAAUUCAGUUCUUUACCAGAGUUGGAAGGUCUUACACUUUUGCUUAUAGGUAUUAGCCUGAAUCAAAUUUGGUCUCUGUCAGAAGCAUCUACGUCUAUUGGGCUUCAUGUGGAAGUAGAAUCCUAUCUAUAUGCACUGGUUUUUUAAGUAACUAUACACCAUUUGAAUCCUAUAUAAUAUAUAAAUGAGAGGGAGGGUUUAAUCCCCGUGCCAAUGUGAAUUUUUUUGUUACUAAACAUUUUAAUCUGCGGUGGGAGGAUUGCAUGGUUUGAUGUUCUGACUAUAUUACCCUUACACCGUCCAAAAUCCAGUCUCAUUUAUUUACUCACACAUUGACCCUUAACCAGUAAUAGGGUUGGCAUAUAGGGAAAUUGAUCGAAAACUCUUGGAGUGGGUGAAAUUGGCCUUUGGGUUGCUCUCUUCCAUAAUGUUUACAGCAUUAAUGAAGCCAUCUUAAAUUUUCAGGUCACUUUGUACAUGUAUUUGUAUUAUUAGGAAUGAUUAGCUAUAAAAUUUUAGGAGAAUUGAUGUUUUGUGGCCCGUUUCUUUGGACAACUAUUAUUACAAAAGGCAAAAGCAUGUUUCAAACAUUUAAUCUUUAACCUUUUAGUUAACUAUGAAAUAUGUAUGUUAUAUUCUAUGAGGUGUGGAUGCAUUGUGAUUGAUGUUUUGGUGAUGCCAAAACGGCUUCCAAUUGUUAAGUUUUCAGCUUUUAAAUUUGGAAACACUAUGAGUGUUGAAUGCAUAGUAAAUUGUGAUUGAUAUAUUUGGAUGGUGGAAUUGUCCAGAUUAUGUCGAGAGUACUUCCAUUUUGUCAAGUUUGAACUUUUAAAUUUAGAAACACUAUUUGAGAGCUAUCAUUGCUUAGGAGAUAAAUUUGGUAAGUUUGUGUGCUUUGGUUCAGCUUUGGUUUAAAAUUUGAGUGUAGAUAUGUAACGUAUAUUCUGCGUGCAUGAGAGUUUAUUCUAGAUCAUAUAUCUCAACAUGGUUAAGCCUUUAGACUCUUUUUUUUUGAUAAAUGGAUUUGCAAAAUAAAAACGUUUAGAGGGCGUGAAGUAAGCUCUGCAUCAAAAGGUAAUCAAAUAAUAAUCUGAAUUUUUAUUUGGCUAGAGAUAAAUCUAAAUGGAAAUGUUGAGAUUAAUGUGUCCCUUUAUUUGGUUACUGUCUUCAAUUAGGAAUUUGUUAAUGAAAUAUUAAUAUAUGUGUAGGUUGUAUUAUAUGUUUAGUUGGUUAUCUAUGUGUAAACGACUAUAUACUAUGUUUUGUAAUGUUCAUUUUAUUUCCAGUGGCAGUGAAAGACUGGAAUAUAGGCUCGAUAAACUAUGCAUGAAGUUUUUUCAAGUGUUCUGGUUUGGCAUGUUUUUAUGCUGAUGCGUAUUUUAUAUUGAGUUCUUUAUAUGACAAAUGAAAGGAAUGUGAUGAGAAGAAAUAUGAAAGUAUGGCUGGAGAAUGGAACCACAAAUCUGAUAAAUGGAAUGCAGACCAAAAUGACAGAGGUGAAACUUAUUU